Molecule: messenger RNA, 5430 nt
Organism: Candidozyma haemuli
Lineage: Eukaryota; Fungi; Ascomycota; Pichiomycetes; Serinales; Metschnikowiaceae
Gene: BEM2
Product: Bem2p
Exons: 2
Coding region: 1-5430 (1809 amino acids)
Biological process (GO): small GTPase-mediated signal transduction; positive regulation of GTPase activity
Cellular component (GO): membrane
Molecular function (GO): GTPase activator activity; guanyl-nucleotide exchange factor activity
Source: RefSeq, a predicted model, not a curated record
AUGAAGUCCAUUUUCCGCAAGAAUCGGCGCUCGGUGGCCAUGGCCUCCAAAGACGAUCUGGACCCUCGUCCCGAGUCUCAAGACCAACUGGAUAUUCGUUCAGCGGGCUCGAGGUCCACAAACAUCAUUCGUUCCCUUGUGGUUCCGGCUUAUGACUCUGUCACUGUCAAGCACGCGUGGAUAAACGCGGCCAUCAAUCAGCCUUCCCCUUUGGAGCUGCCAGAUCUGUCCUUCAGGCUCUAUAGGGCUGAGCUCAAGGGCUCCAUAUUGCAUCUUUACAAACCUCCAUCGCUGCUCAAUGCUCGUCUGUUCCGUAUAGGCAGCUCCGAACGCGUCACUGAUGGAUCUCUGAUCCAUCAAGUGCCCUCUCUGGCGCAGUCGAAUGUCACAGCUGUCUCGUCUGGUAAUGGUACGCUGGGGCCCGUACGCCGUUCUCUGGUCAUAUCGGGCUCUGUUUCAACAGUCCAAGCGGACACAUCCACUUCAUCCAUUAGUGGCCCACUCUCCGCGGCCAAGAUUGCUCCGUCUGCUCUGUCACACAAUCCUACAAACGUCUCUAUGGCAACGAGGUCCGUGACAUCUGCUAACACCAUCGUUCCAACUAUUGAUGACGCGUCUUCCGAUCCUGAUAGUAUCCGCUUUCUUGAUCGUCGUGUCCCUCAUCCAGAUUUACGUUUAGAUCCCCUGUCUAAUACGUUUUUAUCCAACAACACUACGGAAGCGUUGGUUCAUCACUUUCUUUUUGCAAACAACAUCGCUCUGGAACAAGAUCCCGUUUCACACUUGACUAUAGUUUUCCCCAUGUUACCAAAUUUCAACGAAGUACUUUCUACCUUGCAUGCCAUGCUCUCCGCAAUAUUCGAGCAGAAAUUCGGUCAGUUCUCAUCCUAUAAGCCUUUCACGGAUCGAGUACUUGGGCUUUUUGAUCAUGUGGUUAAACACUUCGGCGGGUUCUUAUUAAAAAAGCAGAAGUUGUUUGAUCAAUAUGCUGCAACGGUCUCGCCCGCAAACUUGGCUUCCGUUAAGUCAAACAUGCUUACUAAACAGCAAGAUCUACUUUCCCUCGUCAACUUUGCUGACCUUGCAUCCACCCAGCCCCCUGAUCCAUUCAUUGAGGUAAGUUCCUCUGUUUUCAUGAAUGACGUAAACUUGUUCGAGUUUGCCUCCUUGAUAACCGAACUAGAUUUGCACUUUUUCAAAUCAUGGAAUUCAAGCAUUGAUAAAUCUCUUCUUUUAUCGUCGCUGGUUGCUGACAGUUCUUCAGGUGAUAGAUUUUUCAGAAAGAAUCCGUUGGUAUUCAAUAAUGAUAGUCAUGUGCAUUAUCUAGCAAGGCUUCUUAUUUUUCAUCUAUUCGCUGAGGACACGAGUAACAAGACACCUGAGCGAAGAGCACGCAUUCUUGAGCGGUGGAUUGACUUGGGGUGUCUUUUGGACAAGUCUGGUAAUAUGUCAUCUUGGUUGGGCAUAGCAUCAAUAGUCUUAUCACAACCUGUUUUACGCCUACGUUCAGUAUGGUCCUAUGUUAACCAAGACUAUAUCAAACUUUUGAGAAAUGAUUGGUCUCCAGUACUUUUUGAGCUUGAUAGACGGUAUUUGGCUACCAGUAACGAAAGCAUCGAUUUCGGAAAAUCUUCAUCUGUCCUCUAUGGUGAAGAAAACAGUGACCUACUGACUUCGAAGGAAUCAUAUCACAUAAUGGCACCUCGCGGUUUAGGCAAGAUAUAUUCCAAAGAUACUGUGAUUCCAUACUUCGGCGAUCUCUUGAUCAACAAUAUUCCUCACGGAGAUGUAUCUAAUCUCGAAACAGUAUGGAAGAAGGUUAAUUAUUCUUUUGAUAGGUGGAAUGACUACUUAAAGAAUCUCACAAACCUGGCAGAUAUCAUCGGUUAUAAUCAGGAUGUCUUGCGAAGAUAUAAUUCCAUGGGCUUCAUUGUUUCCAAUGAGAGUUUGAAUCAAGUUCUUUAUCUCGGUGCAAACAAAGAUGAAAAAAAUGUUCCCUCGGCCUUCUCAUCCAACGACAGUGCGUCGUCUGAUACAUUCUCCGCCGGUACGAAAAAGAAGCUACGAAACGUUCUUUUACGAUUGCUCGAACUCAAUGAGGAGCCAACAGGGUUAGCAGACGUGAUGGCUAGCUCCUUAAAGAUGGAGCCAGGUCUCCCUGAGAAGUAUCUCAAGCCUCACGAGCCAGAAACCAUAGGAACCGGAUCGGUUCACAGGCUUCAGCAGAUGAAUUUAAGCUCCUCGAAUCUUUCUGUCAAUUCGGUCUCCUCGGGCUAUUCUUCCGGUCAUGGGGUCUCUGCGUUACAUGAGCACGAUUCUGCAUCAGCUAUGGGAAGCCAUAGAAUCUCUCCAGAAGCAAGAUUGCCCACAUUUAACAACAACCAUUUCAGAAUUGACCUUUCGAAGUACGAUGACAUGAUGCAACAUCAGAGCUCUGUCGAUGAAGACACCAAUAAGAUCGUUAUAAAUAAUGACUUGACGCUUCGGAUAGACGACUUCGUUCCAGAUUUCGAUGCGUCAUCUACGAUAUCAUCAGCAGAUAAAUCUGAUGAUGAUAAAGCCGAUGGUGAUGAAGACGGUCUCGGUAUUGAUGUUGAUGAUAUCUUGAAUUCUGACAAGUUUAAGAAUUUAUCAAUUUCCGAAGAACCUCGUGAGGAGACGCAGACUUCAGUUAAGGAUAAGAGGCACCGUAGCUAUGGCUUGGUGUCUAACUACUCAAAUAAUCGAGUAAGUCAUUUGAGAGCCUCAAAGUACAUCCCAUGUUUCGCCACAAUUGAUACACUUAUUGAUAUGAUGUUGAUUGAUUCCACAUAUUUUGAUGAGCUGCAUCCGAUUGACAUGACAGAGUUUCGUUUCGUCUUUUUGCUAAACUACAGUUCCUUUAUGUCUACCAAAGAGCUCCUUGAUAGCUUGGCGCACCGUUUCGUUCAUUCUGGUAACGCAGUCAUUUCCAUCAUGAAAAAGCAGCAUCUUGUCAAGAAGGGUGAGUUUGAUCCUGUCACGUUUGGAAGGUUUCCUAAUUGGGACGUCGACGAUGACGUAAAACUAGCUGACUUGGGGGAUGUUGACUAUGAAUUACUUUUAAAGAUACAAGUCAAUAUCUUGAAGGCUCUUCUUGUGCUUCUCAACAACUUUUACUCAAAUUUUGCUCAUGACUUGACCAACAAGCGCACUAUGAUUAAGUUUUUCAAGCUAUACACAAAUGAAAUCCUUCAGUGGUACAAUUCUAAUAAAAUUGAUAAUCACUUGGACAAAUAUUUUGAAGAGUUGGUCAACUACUACAAAAAGCUUAAGAAAUCGUUUGUGAAGAAAACAUAUAGGCCAGCAGAGAUCCUGAAGUUCGAUGAAUAUCUCACCCACGAAUUCAGGUUCUCAAAUGUUUUGCAUGACGUUCCCAUGAAUCGCAAUUUACCAAGCUAUAAGAACAUUCAUAAAGUUGAAAAGUUUAUUCACAAGUUUAACAAGCUUCUAGCAUUGUUUUACAAGGGAAUCAAACCGGAAGAUUGGUUCAAGACAUUCAACAUCCUUGAAAAUCAGUUUGAAAACUUUUCGCUCUUAAACUAUUCAAUAUCCAGAAAUUCUAACGAGGAGCUGGUAAAGGUUGCAAAUAUCUUUAGCUAUUUCGAUAGUUUACACGAUGGGUCUGAUAAUGAGUUCUUAAUCGGUAAAUUUCCAAUCGUUUUCAGAAAACUCUUUAAGCUAUAUCACAAGUUCAAGUGUUACGUCUAUAUUCAACUUUGUGAUCCGAACAUAGCUGUGGAAGAGAGGCUUGAUCGCAUGAAAACGUUGUUAAUAAUGGUGAGAAUCUCUCAGAUAAAAAUGGGAGAUAGCCAGUUUGUCUUUGAAGGGAACUCUGGAAGUAUACCUUCAUGUAUGGAGAGUGCAAUUGUUAAUGUUAUCUACCAUCCAGCAAGUCGCCUGCUUUCGCCACUUUGGAUAAGGGCUGCUAAUGCUCUUAAUUCUUCCUACCAUGACUUUACUUCACAAAACUCUUUCAAGGAUGUGAAUGAUCUUCUUCCAAUCGGUUUGAAGAGCCAAGAUAUGAUGAUGGCUCAAGAGCCCCUUUUGCCGUGCUUUGGUUGGAUCUUUGAGUUACUUCUUGAUAUAAAUAAGUGUCCUAACUUCCAUGGAAGCAGCAUCAACUUCAAUAAGAGAUAUUUGAUUUACAAGCUCAUUAAGGAGCUUAGUGUUGAAGAUGUCGACGACACACAUCUUGAGGCUGGAGAGUUUCACUUUUUGUUCAAGUUGGACGAAUCCUUAUGCCAAUCUAUAAAGGUGACUGAUAUAUUGCCGUCAGAUCGACACAAGCAUAGCCUAUUCGCUCCUUUGAUAAAAGCGCAAAUGCAGAUAAAUGAGGCUGAGAUUCUUAAGAAGGAGGGCGGGAACUCGAAAACUCUGGCAGGUGAUUAUCAGAGCGCAAGGACUAAAAAGCUGUCUAAUAGCUUAAGGAGACAAUCAUUGAACUAUAAGACAAAUGCAUCGUCGAGAUUCAAGAUUAGUGGCCUUUUCAAUAGGCUCAAUAAUGGGAGCAGCGAAAGAGUCGUUGAUUAUAAGGAGCUUCCGGAACCAAACUCCUUGAUAGACCCUAAAACGAAACCAUUGCAUACAGUGUUUCUCAAGGACUAUAAGAUAUUCCCUGUCUACCUACUUUCAAACUGUCUCAAGGUUGAUUCUGAUACCGGGGAUGUAUUUUAUCUUAGGGCGCCAAAUGACGAGGAGAUGAUGGACUGGUCGACCAAAUUGGCGUUCGCCAAUAGGCAUUGGUUCUAUUCAAGGACACUUAACUUUAAAUGCGUUUCGCUGAUGACAACAUUUAAUAUUCCCCUAGAAACCGUUUGUGCGAGGGACAAGGCCAAGGCACCCUUAUUCUUGAAUGCGAUUUACGAAGCUAUCGAGCAAGAUGGCCUACAGGAUGUUGGACUAUACCGAAUAAGUACUUCUCUAUCGGAGCUAUCAGCAUUGAAACAAGAGAUCGAUCGGACAGGGUCGGUUGAUGUUCAUGCUAGGCAGCUUGAUGUCCACGCGCUUACAAGUUGUGUCAAACUGUUCUUCAGAGAACUACCUGAAGCUGUCUUGACUGACGAGGUGAUAAGGGAGUUGUUCCAAUUGAAAAAUGAUAGUGAAGUACUUACGGAAGGGAUGUCAGGGAAUGGCUUCUUUGCGGAGCCAUACUCUUUUGUGUUGAAAAAGUUGCCUCGUCACAAUUAUUACACUCUCAAGUAUCUUAUUGGCCAUCUUCAUCGAGUGUCAACUAGGAGUGAGCAGAAUAAGAUGACGGCAUCCAACUUGGCAACUGUUAUCGGGCCAGCAUUAACAGAGGCUAGUUCUGCGGAAGCACUUGUUAGCAAUUUUGGAUUCAUCAAUUUUGUGAUGGAAAAACUUAUUGACCAUUGGGACGCUAUUUUCAAUGCUUCGAGAGAAGAUGACUAA